AUGCCCGACAAAAACAUCACGACCAUUUCCUAUGCCGCCGGCGCAUCCCUCGCCGCCAUUGCCCUCGUCUACGUCUUUGCGCCCACCUUCACAAUCGACGAGUCCAGCACCUCGUCUUCCCGCAGGAAGGGCGUCGUCGGCCUGCGCAAUGCCGCCAACGACUGCUUCAUCAACUCGACCCUGCAGGCCCUCGCCGGCCUGGGCGAGCUGCGCGUCUACCUGAUCCGCGAGACCCACCGCCGGAACAUCGACGACGAGGGCGUCUACUCCCAGCUGGUCCAGCCGCCCGGCAAAACCUACCCAGAUUGGAAAAUCGAGGGCAUGCAGCGCGGCUUGGUCACCCAAGGCCUAAAGGACAUGCUCGACUCGUUGAACGAGCGGCCAAUCUACAAGAAGUCGAUAUCCGCCAUUGAGUUUGUGAGGGUGCUCGAGACGGCCUUCCGCCAGCGCAUCAGCCGCCAACAGCAGGACGCCCAGGAGUUUCUGCAAAUCGUCGCCGAGCGCCUCAAGGAAGAGUACCACGCCGGGGAAAGGGCCCGCGCCCACGCGAAAUCGGCAGCCUUGCGGGCCACGUCAGCCGGCUCCAACGUCAACGGUGACGCGGUCCAGCAAAGGCUGGAGGAUCUCGACAAGGCCGACAGCCAGGGCGGCGAAGAGUCUUCUUCCGCACUGCCGACGCCCACGCAACCCCAGCCCGAAGUCGACGGCGUCCACCAGCCGCUCCAGGAUGACGAGGGCUUCCCCAUGGAGGGGAAAUACGAGUCGCAGUCAGAGUGCCAGACAUGCGGUUACAAGACGAAGCCAAGGGAGGAAUCGUUCUAUAUGCUGACACUGAACGUGCCCCAAGUCAGCUCGACGACGCUCAGCUCUUGCUUUGACGAAAUAUUCAAAACGGAGAUAAUUGACGACUUCAAGUGCGAGAAGUGCCGGCUGAUCCAGGCGGAAGAGUCCCUCAAGCAGGACCUGGCCAAGGCCCAGGGCGAAAGCGAGAAGGCGGCGCUCGAGGAAGCGGUGCGCAAGCUGCGCCAUGCGAUUGACUUCGACCCAGAACACAUCCCCGAGGACGUGCUCCUCCCCAACAUCAGCGAGGCGCCAAAGCGCAAGAUUGCACGGUCGACGCGCCUUACAUCCUUCCCGCGCAUCCUGGCCGUCCACCUUUCGCGCUCCAUCUAUGACCAGACGUCGACCAAGAACUCGGCCAAGGUCGCCUUCCCCGAACGCCUGCCCCUGGGCGGCCUGCGCGACCGCCGCAACUACAAACUGCUGGGGCUGGUCACGCAUAAGGGGAGCCACCACAGCGGGCACUACGAGUCGUUCCGCCGCCAGAACACAUACGCCCCGUACCCGAACCAGAACACGUUCCAGCCCUCGGGCAUCUACAGCAAGACGACCAGCCCCGCCGCGACGCCGCAGCCGUCAACGCCGCAGCUCGACGCGAUCGCGCGAGGCGUCAGCCCCGCGUUGUCGACGCCCGAUCUCCUGACCCCGACCUCCGAAACGAACUCGUCCACCCCGUCCGUCUCCUCCUUGGACGCCUUGUCGUCGAGAGACUACGCGCGGAAGCGCAUCAGCCCGACUUCGGCCCCACGCGACAGGCAGAGGGAGCCCGACUCGGCGAGCUUCCGGUCCCACGCCCGGGGGCAGCCCGCCGCCUGGCCCGACGCCAAUGGCCGUGGCACCCCGCCCCCCGCGCACAGGUCGCGCAAGAAGCAGCCCGUCGACCGCUGGUGGCGCAUCAGCGACGAAAAGGUCCGCGAGGCCAAGACGAGCGAGGUGCUCGACCUGCGCCGCGAGGUCUACCUCCUGUUCUACGAGCUUGAGAGAGGGGGCAGCCCGUAG
Molecule: messenger RNA, 1839 nt
Organism: Colletotrichum navitas
Lineage: Eukaryota; Fungi; Ascomycota; Sordariomycetes; Glomerellales; Glomerellaceae
Product: ubiquitin carboxyl-terminal hydrolase
Exons: 2
Coding region: 1-1839 (612 amino acids)
Biological process (GO): protein deubiquitination
Cellular component (GO): nucleus; cytosol
Molecular function (GO): cysteine-type deubiquitinase activity
Source: RefSeq, a predicted model, not a curated record